Messenger RNA from Schistocerca gregaria, 1876 nucleotides. It is a transcript of the gene Dop2R, whose product is annotated as dopamine D2-like receptor. Gene Ontology annotation, molecular function: dopamine neurotransmitter receptor activity, coupled via Gi/Go; G protein-coupled receptor activity. Lineage: Eukaryota; Metazoa; Arthropoda; Insecta; Orthoptera; Acrididae. The transcript is spliced from 7 exons. Gene Ontology annotation, cellular component: membrane. The coding region runs from base 61 to 1500 and encodes 479 amino acids. Gene Ontology annotation, biological process: adenylate cyclase-activating adrenergic receptor signaling pathway. The record is from RefSeq and is a predicted model, not a curated record.
GCCCUCCAGGUGAACGGCACGUGGGGCCUUCCCAGCUUCGUGUGCGACUUCUACAUCGCCAUGGACGUCACGUGCAGCACCUCCUCCAUCUUCAACCUGGUCGCCAUCAGCAUCGACAGGUACAUCGCGGUGACGCAGCCCAUCAAGUACGCGAAGCACCGCAACAGCCGGCGCGUGUGGCUGACGAUCGCGCUGGUGUGGAUGAUCAGCGCCGCCAUCGGGAGCCCCAUCGUGCUGGGGCUCAACAACACGCCCGACCGCCGGCCCGACCUCUGCCUCUUCUACAACUCCGACUUCAUCAUCUACAGCUCCCUCUCCUCCUUCUACAUCCCCUGCAUCAUCAUGGUCUUCCUCUACUACAACAUCUUCAUGGCGCUGCGGAACCGCGCGAGGAAGGCGAAAGCGGCGCGGCGCCCCCUUCCGGCGGACAUAAAGCCUGGCUCGGUGAUCGAGAACCUGGCGCAGACCAGGCGGCUAGCAGAGACAGCGCUAGGGCCGCCCAACCUGCUGGGACCCGGCGGGGCGCCUACCACCACCGACGACGAGGAGCGCCCCACCAACACCGGCUCCGGCAGCCAGGAGGAUGACGACUACAAGGACGUGUCCCCCGGCUAUGAGGACUGCUGCCACGUCAUCCCCAACGACCGCUCCGCCGAGUUCAUCCUGGCCACCGUCGCAGAGGAGACCACGGCGGCGGGAGUGCUGAGCAACACUGCCGCGGGAGGCGGCAGCAACAACGUGGGGCGUCCCGGGGGCGGAGGCGCUGGGGCGGAAGCGGCGGCGGUGGUCGUGCCGGAGGCGAACGGCAACAACGACUCUGGCUACGCCGCCUCCACCCUCGACGAGGCCACCACCACCACGACCACGACCACGUCUGGCGCCGCCUCCUCUCACGUCCACGAGUCGAGCCCAAGGCCAAAGGUGCGGCGAAACGACUCGUCUUCUUCGUCCACGACUGGCCCCACAGUGGCCCCUGCGGGCGCCGUUUCCUCGCCAGUGGGGGCGACACCACGUGACGCGGGGUCUCCGGGGGCGGCGACCGGGUCCGCGACGCAGAGCCCGCCGCCCUCCGCCGCCCCCACGGCCGCGGCGCCGCCCCCGGUGACGCGCCAGGCGACCGUGGACUCCCUGCUUCCCUCGACGGGGGGCAGCAAGCGCGAGAAGCCGGGCCAGGCGGCCGCCAGGUUCACCAUCUACAAGGUGAACCGCGCCAGCCGCAAGAAGCGCGACAAGUCCUCGGCCAGGAAGGAGCGCAAGGCCACCAAGACGCUCGCCAUCGUUCUCGGCGUCUUCCUGGUGUGCUGGGUGCCAUUCUUCACCUGCAACAUCAUGGACGCGCUGUGCACCAAGCUGUCGGGCGACUGCUCUCCCGGCGUCACUGCCUUCAUCCUCACCACGUGGCUGGGCUACAUGAACAGUUUCGUCAACCCCGUCAUCUACACAAUCUUCAACCCGGAGUUCCGGAAGGCCUUCAAGAAGAUCAUGGCCAUCGACACGUAGCGCAGCUGGUCCACGUUCGCGUCGGUGUCGCCCGCCGACGUCGAACUGUGAAAAACCGUGUGGCGUCGGACGAGACCUCUGCCUCACACUCUGGUCAUGUUAGCAUAUGUGUGACUCUCACAGACAGUGGUGGGUGUGCCGGAUAUAGCCUACUGCUAGAAUUAGACGCCUGUUUUAGACUACUAAGGUUUAUGUUUGUAAUUGUGAAUGUUGUGAACUAGAUCACUGUACAGUUCUGCUGUUAUUGUUGCUAUAGCCUCCAAAACGAGACAACUGCUUGCAGCAGUGCUACGAAGAAACACUUACCGAUACAUCCAACGUAACUGAGAGCCAAUACAGAUGUGCAGCACACAUAUGCGCACACACACACACUCUC